CCCGAACCCGACGCCCAAACCUACCCACCCAUCCCUUGUAGCUCUCUGCAACCCCGAUCCUCAACCCUCACCUCAUCCCCAAAGCAAUAAUUUCUUCAUUCUCCUCCUCCAUCGCUCUCCUUCCGAGACUACACAGUUGGAAAGAAGCUCCUCUUUCAUUCGGCAUCGUUGAUCUGAUCGAAGCAGAAGAAUCCCUCAUCUCUCUUUGCACAAAAUCAUUCAAUCAAUCAAUCAAUCUCCAAACGCUGCGUUUCGGUCGAUUUCUGAGUUCAGGCCUCUUCCUUCUGGUGGUCGUGGGGUCUAUCUUCGACUUCUCUGAAACAUCCAAGCGUGUUCCUCAACCCUCCCUAGUAAUCUUUGCUUGAGGAGUUAGCAAUACCUAGUCAAAAAGCUUGAGGAAGAUUUCACAUACAUGGGUAGAAUAGAGGAAGGCAACAUGCUUGGGAAGAUAGAGAGGAAGAGUAAAAAACAGAAGAAGUGUCAGGGCAGUGCUCCUGAAGGGUUAAAUGACUGCAGUGAUGCCAUGCAUGCUAUGGUGGAGGAUGGCGCCAAAGUGAAAAAGGAAGGCAAGAACAGGAAGAAGAAGAGCGAGAAAGAUGUGGUUUGCAAUGAUGUUGGAUUCAAUACUAUUCAAAAUGAGGCUGUACAUGUGAAGGAUUAUGUGGAAGUGAUUGAUAGUAAUAGAAAGGAGAAUGAUCAGAUGACAAGGAGGAAAUUGGAACUUAUAAGAGAUGACAAGGGAUGUGAGAAAGGUUUGAAGAAGCAUAGGAGAAUUGGUGGAGAAGCUACUGUGGUCAAAGAGUUUUCAGAUGUUAAGUUCCAUGAUGGAGGAGAGGAGAAAAGGAGCCUUAAGUUGACUGAAGAGAAUGAUGCUGGGGAUAACUGUAUGUCAAAAGCAAGUAAAGAUAAGAGGAGGAGCUAUAGGGAGAAUAGUGACAAAUAUGCAAUCAAUUCAAUUUCCUUUUUGAUGGAAAUCCCCAAGCGUAAUUAAAAGGGAAAAUGUAGGGUAGUUGUGGGACAGCAAAUCACUGAGAAGGAAGACAUUGCCAAAAUAAAGAAUGGAAGAAAGAAAUCGAACGAAGAAGAAUAAGGAAAGAAAGACAAGGAGAGUAGUGAUAUUGAGGAGAAGGACAGCAUUGUGGAUGCAAAAGAGAUUGGAAAAGUAAGGGAGCACUAUGAUGGGAAUAUAAUGGAAAAGGUCAAUCAUGGAAAGCAGGAAAAGAGGCAGAAGAUAAAGGAUAAAGAUGAUUUGGGAAGUGGAUUGCUACAACUUAUGGCUGAGAAACAGGGUGAUAAUAGCACUUUAAGUGGAAAUAAAAAGUUUGUAGGCAAUGGUAUUAUGUUUUUGAUUACUUGAAUAAUCUUGUGAGCUUUCCAUGAUCAUCUGAUUAAGCUUGAGAUUUAUCAGGUCAAGAGAGGUUUGGAGUCUUUUUCAGCCCAAUGCAUGUGGUCUUUUACUCACAAAAUUUAUUUCUUUAGACCAUGCUUCUUCAUAUGCAUUGUGUAAUUCCUUGAUGGGUUUGCUUCAAGAGAGUGGCAGUAUGACCAUGAUUAGUAGCCACUGUAUUUCCUCCCAUAGCACUACUGAGAUUUAUUUGUUGAGACAUCAGGUGUCAUGGGUGACCAGAACAGACAUAAAAUUUUAAUGGUGUCUGAUUUCUUUUAUCCCAACUUUGGUGGGGUGGAGAAUCACAUUUACUACCUAUCACAAUGCUUGCUCAAGCUUGGUCAUAAGGUGGUGGUUCUGACUCAUGCUUAUGGAAAUCGUUCUGGAGUGAGAUAUAUGACGGGUGGCUUGAAAGUUUACUACAUACCAUGGAAACCAUUUCUCAUGCAGAACACCUUACCCACAUUUUAUGGGACUCUUCCAAUUAUGAGGACAAUCCUCAUUCGGGAAAAGAUAUCAUUGGUGCAUGGACAUCAAGCCUUCUCAACUCUCUGUCAUGAAGCUCUGAUGCACGCACGCACUAUGGGAUACAAAGUCGUAUUCACUGACCAUUCACUCUAUGGUUUUGCUGAUGUGGGGAGCAUCCACAUGAACAAGGUGCUGCAAUUUACUUUAGCAGAUGUGAGUCAGGCCAUUUGUGUUUCUCAUACAAGCAAGGAAAAUACGGUACUGCGGUCAGGGCUACCACCUGAGAAGGUCUUUGUAAUACCAAAUGCUGUGGACACAGCUAUGUUCACGCCUGCCCCAGAAAAACUCAGCCAUAAUGAAAUUGUAAUCAUUGUGAUAAGUAGAUUGGUUUAUCGGAAAGGCGCAGAUUUGCUUGUUGAAGUCAUUCCUGAAAUAUGCCGUUUGUUCUCCAAUGUUCGUUUCAUUGUCGGAGGUGACGGACCUAAACGAGUGCGGCUGGAAGAAAUGAGGGAAAAGAACUCUCUUCAAGAUCGAGUUGAAAUGCUGGGGGCUGUUCCACAUGCUAGAGUACAGUCAGUCUUAAUUUCUGGCCAUAUAUUCUUGAACAGUUCUUUGACAGAAGCAUUUUGUAUAGCCAUAUUGGAGGCUGCUAGUUGUGGAUUAUUAACAGUCAGUACACGUGUUGGAGGUGUCCCAGAGGUUUUACCAGAUGAUAUGAUUGUCCUUGCAGAACCUGAUCCUAGUGAUAUGGUACGAGCAAUCACAAAGGCAAUAUCCAUACUUCCCAAAAUUGACCCACGAGUUAUGCACCUUCGAAUGAAAAAAUUGUACAAUUGGCAUGAUGUUGCUAAAAGAACGGAGAUUGUGUAUGAUCGUGCUUUGGGAUGCUCCAAUCAAAAUCUUGUAGACAGACUUUCACGGUACCUUCCAUGUGGUGGUUGGGCAGGCAAGCUUUUUUGCUUGGUUAUGAUAAUAGAUUUUUUGUUGUGGCGUUUAUUGCAACUAUGGCAGCCCACUGAAGAUAUCGAGGAGGUACCUGAUUUUAGUCUUCCCAAUUCCGAGUGCCCGGAAUUUAAAGAGGACGGGAGCUUGAGCUUGAGCUUGAGAUGAGUUUCUUCCAAAGAUCAAUGAAGAAAGAUUUGGUGACUACCAUCCUCAUUCCUCCCUCUAUGUUGUGUUACUCUAAGACCCUGUGCAGAGUUCUAGGUAAGAUUAUCUAUCAUUUUACCAUUCACAUCGGAUUGGUCUCAUUAAGGAUGGAAAAAUCGUUCCUAAUUUGUAAUGAGCAAUCAUUGAUAGCAAUUGGGAUGGUGGGUUCGAAGUUAGUUUUUCCUGAUCCCAACUCAGUUCUGGUUACGUGCUUUAAUAUUUCUAUCAUGUUUAUAAUCGAAGUUAGUUUUUUCUGAUCCCAACUCAA
Vitis riparia (riverbank grape) is the source of this 3272-nucleotide messenger RNA. RefSeq names its product phosphatidylinositol N-acetylglucosaminyltransferase subunit A. Bases 1616 to 2965 code for a protein of 449 amino acids. Gene Ontology annotation, molecular function: phosphatidylinositol N-acetylglucosaminyltransferase activity. Lineage: Eukaryota; Viridiplantae; Streptophyta; Magnoliopsida; Vitales; Vitaceae. Gene Ontology annotation, cellular component: glycosylphosphatidylinositol-N-acetylglucosaminyltransferase (GPI-GnT) complex. Gene Ontology annotation, biological process: GPI anchor biosynthetic process. The transcript is spliced from 12 exons. The record is from RefSeq and is a predicted model, not a curated record.